AUGGAAAAAGGGUGGUUCAAUUCAAUGUUGGCCAAAGACGAGUUAGACUACGGGUGUAGGCUAAGUAAAUCAAUGGAUAGUCUUGGUCCUAUUGAAAAUACCGGUGUAAGUGAAGACCCGAUUCUAAAUGAUAUAGAUAAAAACACUCUUAGUCGGAGCAAUAGUGACAAUUCUAGUUACAGUAAUGUUGAUCAUUUAGUCGGCGUUAUAGACAUUCAGAGUUUCCUCUCUGAUGAUACUUUUUUAGUUAGGGAUAAUGAUAGGGAUAGUUAUUUUAUAUAUUUGGAUAUUGAAAAUAAGAUUUUUGAGAUUGACAAUGAUCAUUCUUUUCUAAGUGAACUAGAAAGUUCUUUUUCUAAUUAUAAGAAUUUUAGUUAUCUGAAUAAUGUAUCUAAUAGUGACGAUCCUCACGAUGAUCCUUACAUGUAUAAUACUAAAUAUAGUUGGAAUAACCACAUUAAUAGUUGUAUUGACAGUUAUUUUCUUUCUCAAAUUUGUAUUGAUAGUUACAUUUUAAGUGGUAUUGUCAAUUAUAGUGACAGUUACAUUUAUAGUUACAUUUUUGAUGAAAGCAGAACUAGUAGUGAAAACCAGAGUUCAAGUAUAAAACCGAGCCUGGAUGAUAGUGAUUUAACUAUAACAGAAACAGAAAGAUCUAAUGAUCUAGAUGUGACUCCAAAAUACAAGCAUUUGUGGGUUCAAUGCGAAAAUUGUUAUGGAUUAAAUUAUAAGAAAUUUUUUAAAUCAAAAAUGAAUAUUUGCGAACACUGUGGACAUCAUUUGAAAAUGAAUAGUUCAGAUAGAAUCGAACUUUCGAUUGAUCCAGGUACUUGGGUUCCGAUGGAUGAAGACAUGGUCUCUCUGGAUCCCAUUGAAUUUAAUUUAGAAGAGGAACCCUACAAAGAUCGUAUUGAUUCUUAUCAAAGAAAGACAGGAUUAACUGAGGCUGUUCAAACGGGCACAGGUCAACUAAACGGUAUUCCCGUAGCAAUUGGGAUUAUGGAUUUUCAGUUUAUGGGUGGUAGUAUGGGAUCGGUAGUUGGCGAGAAAAUCACCCGUUUGAUCGAAUAUGCUACCAAUCAAUUUUUACCUCUUAUUUUAGUGUGUGCUUCUGGAGGAGCACGCAUGCAAGAAGGAAGUUUGAGCUUGAUGCAAAUGGCUAAAAUAUCUUCCGCUUUAUAUGAUUAUCAAUCAAAUAAAAAGUUAUUCUAUGUAUCAAUCCUUACAUCUCCUACUACUGGUGGGGUGACAGCUAGUUUUGGUAUGUUGGGGGAUAUCAUUAUUGCUGAACCCAAUGCCUACAUUGCCUUUGCGGGUAAAAGAGUAAUUGAACAAACAUUGAAUAAAACAGUACCUGAGGGCUCACAAGCGGCUGAAUAUUUAUUCCAUAAGGGCCUAUUUGAUCCAAUCGUACCGCGUAAUCUUUUAAAAGGCGUUCUGAGUGAGUUAUUUCAGCUUCAUGCGUUCUUUCCUCUGAAUCAAAAUUCAAUCAAGUAG
Carya illinoinensis is the source of this 1497-nucleotide messenger RNA. Lineage: Eukaryota; Viridiplantae; Streptophyta; Magnoliopsida; Fagales; Juglandaceae. The record is from the annotation of a RefSeq genome assembly.